Messenger RNA from Phaedon cochleariae (mustard beetle), 2573 nucleotides. The record is from the annotation of a GenBank genome assembly. Lineage: Eukaryota; Metazoa; Arthropoda; Insecta; Coleoptera; Chrysomelidae.
UAAAAAUCUCAAAUAUCCCAAAUAACAUAAUUUGAAUUUAUCGAAAACGUAUUUCACAAAAUGCUUCUUGCUAUCAAAAUAUGUAUGGGUUCGCCUCAAUUCAGUGGUUUCAAAGAAAGUGCCGUCGUUUUAUUAUGGAAAAGACCUUUUACUCGGCUUUUUAUAGAAUGUUAUUAUAAUGUUACCUCUACCUUUUUUCUUAUAGAAUAAUGUCUAUUGAGACUUACUCAUGCCAGAUAUGCACUGUGGAAGGUCUUAGGGACAAUCAUUGUGUCCUAAUUUUCAACAAUGAAUUCAGAUCUAGUUCUAAUGAAGAUAUAGCAACACUUAUUAAGAAGCUCUUGUCCAGAGAUUUGACAGAAGACCCAAGUAUCACACAAGUUAUUUGCAAGAAAUGUUUCACUCUUAUUAUUGAACUAGAAGAGCUGCAAAAUAGGGUAGCUGAAAUAAAGAAUGAAAUUCUGAUGGAAACUGGUAAAAUUGAAGAUGAAGGUAGUGAUAAUGAGAUCAAGCUGGAUGUGACUGAGGAUAUAGGGAGUAAAGAGAGUGCUACCAAGACAUUGUUAUUCAUUCCAUCAUCUGAUGAAGAUUCCUCCCAGGUAUCCUCUCAAAAGCAAGUUUUUGAUGAUGCUGAAAUCGAGGCUGAAAUGAAUAUAGUUGAAAUGAAAACUGGACUGGAAACUGAGACAGCUGAGCAAGAAGAAACUCUUAAUGAAUUCCAACAUUUCCCUGCAGAAGAAGUAGAUAUGUUAGAUUCAGGAGCUGUGGAACAUUCAUCUGAUUCUGACUAUGAACCACCAAGAAGUAUGUUUGUGAAAGUUCAGUCACUUGCUGAGAAAAAUAUAAUUGCUGAUAAUGUGAAGGUUAAAAUUGAACCCCCACCUAUUGAAGAUACUAUUACAACUCCAACUAUAUCCAAUGACAAGAAACCAAAUAUUCUCAAGAAAAAAAUCUUCACUCCUGCUCCUACCAUAGAAUUAAUUACAGAGGAGAAAAAACCUGAAACAAUAAUGGACUUUCCUGCUGUCCAAAGAGAUGGUAAUAUGUAUACUUGUCUGUUAUGUGAAGGUGAUGAAACUGUGGCAGGUGAAGCCAAAGCUAUUAUGGCUCAUGUCAAAGAAGCACAUCAGGUGAGGUUGUACAUUUGUGAUGUAUGUGGGCAAGAUUUUUUAAGAAGAAAUCAUUUAUCAGCCCAUUUGGAUGAGCACAUAGAACAGGAAGAUGGGGAUUUCCAGUGUGAGGUGUGCAAUAGAAUUUUCAGUAAUUUGAGGUUAUUCAGGAUUCACAAGCGCAUGCAUUAUCCCCAGACCAAAGGCUGGGAGUGCGAGACGUGCGGCAAGCGGUACAGCAGCAAGAACCUGCUCGAGGAGCACGCCAACAUCCAUCUGGGGGUGCGUCCGUACGUGUGCGCCGCCUGCGGCAAGGACUUCGCGUCCAAGUACACGUUCAAGGCGCACGAGAAGACGCACGAGGCCAGGCCGAGGCCGUUCAAGUGCGCGCAAUGUGGCAAGUCGUUCUUGAGCCAGCAAAAUCUCACUCAGCACGAACGUACUCAUCUAGGCAUGAAAGAAUAUUCCUGCCACUUGUGCGGGAAGCAUUUCGGAUCGUCACAUAACCUUGAGGUACACUCAAUCGUACACACCGGCUUCAAGCCUUAUAUAUGCGGCUUAUGUGGAAAAGCUUUCGCACGUAAAGCUGAGAUAAGGGACCAUGAGCGGACCCACACUGGGGAGAGACCAUACCAGUGUGAAUUUUGCGGUUCCACCUUCAGCCAGAGGUCCAACUUGCAGUCCCACAAGAGAGCGACACAUUAUGACGACAAACGCUAUCAGUGCAGCGAGUGUGGCAAAGGUUUCAAGAGGAGACGGCUGUUGGAUUAUCACAUCAAAGCUGCUCACACAGGCGAACGGCCGUUCAAGUGUGAGAUCUGCGAGGCGACAUUCGUCUAUCCCGAGCACUUCAAGAAGCACCGGCGCAUCCACACCGGCGAAAAACCGUUUUUGUGCGAAGUGUGCGGCAAAGCGUUCAACAGCCGGGACAACAGGAACGCGCACCGGUUCGUGCACUCCGACAAGAAGCCGUACGAGUGCCUGGUGUGCGCGGCAGGGUUCAUGCGAAAGCCGUUGCUCUAUCAACACAUGCAGGCCCAAGGUCACCUCAACGACACGAUAGUGGUCAACCAACCGAGGCUCACCACAGACGACGACCAGCUGGUGACCGUCAACUCGGCCGGGGAAAUAGAGAUCGUGGACGCCUCGUCCACCGAAUCCAAGCUGUUCAUUCAGGACCCAGAUGGCGCCGAGCACAUCAUCAUCGACGGACAGCAGAUCGGCUUCGCGCAAAUCGACUCGGACGACGAAGAAAACGGAGAAGUUAUCGAGUCUAUUGAACAAAUAGUGGAUGAAAAUGGCGACGAAGAGGAAUAUGAAGAAGUGAUAACUGGCGAUACUCUGAGUGAAAGCGAUACUCAGAUAAUCGACACCCCGGAGUGGCCCGUUCAGCUGGUCAAAGUUAGGAUUCCUAAUGAAAAUGGAGAAGAAGAAGAGGCGUGGAUCAAGAUAAUGCAAGAGUAG